AUGUCCCGAUAGGAUACUGAAACAAUGUGUUAUUGUGUCAAUCGUCUUAAUUACUCACAACAUGGUUGUGCAAAAAGGAGGACGUAUUUAAUAUCACUAUCAUGACUUAAAAAAGCUUGAAGUUGACGUUUGGACCCCACGUUAAGAAACUAGCCUUUGGUCAUGGCACUGACUGGAGUGAGAGUUAUCGAGCUGGCGGGUCUGGCCCCUGCUCCAUUCUGUGGCAUGAUCCUGGCAGAUUUUGGAGCCAAGGUGAUCCGCGUGGAUCGCACUAAGACGCUGACGAAUUUGGACACCCUGGCACGGGGGAAGCUGUCUGUGGCCAUCAACUUGAAAACAUCAGAGGGAAUCUCCCUUCUCAAAAACCUCUGCGUCCAGUCGGAUGUGGUGCUUGAGCCCUAUCGGAAAGGCGUCAUGGAGAAGCUGGGGCUGGGUCCACACGAGCUGCUGAAACAAAAUCCUCGUCUGAUUUAUGCCAGAUUGACCGGCUACGGCCAGAGCGGCUGCUUUGCCUCAGCGGCAGGACAUGACAUCAACUAUGUUGCAAUGUCAGGCCUUUUAUCUCGACUGGGUCGCAGUGGAGACAAGCCCUAUGCUCCGCUAAAUCUUUUAGCAGACUUUGCUGGUGGUGGCCUCACCUGCGCGCUGGGGAUAGUCUUAGCGCUGUUUGAACGGACAAAGUCAGGGAAAGGACAGAUCAUUGAUGCCAGCAUGGUCGAAGGAGCUGCCUACACAGGCUCAUUUGUAUGGAAAUCCCAUAGUAUUGGUUUAUGGGAACGUGACAGAGGGCAGAAUAUGUUGGACAGCGGAGCUCCAUUCUACGAUACUUACAGAACUUUGGAUGGGAAGUACAUCGCUGUAGGUGCCUUGGAACCCCAGUUCUAUGACCAGCUUCUUAAAGGCUUGGAGUUGGAAGAUGAAGAAUUGCCUCCCCAGAUGAGCGUUGGUGACUGGCCAGAGCUCAGGCGGGUUUUUACAGAGCGUUUUGCCUCAAAGACCCAGGCGGAAUGGUCAAGGAUUUUUGACAAGAUUGAUGCUUGUGUCACGCCUGUGUUGUCUUUCGACGAGGUCAGCUCUCACCCCCACAACCAGGAAAGGGGUUCUUUCAUGAAGGACUCCGAGGGAGCAGAGUGCCCUCGGCCAGCUCCGGUUCUGUCCCGGACUCCUGCUGAACCCAGCUUGACUUCCAACCCCGGCGUUGGAGAACACACUGUUAAGGUCUUGGAGGAGUACAACUUUACAUCGGCAGAGAUAAACAAGCUGUUGGCUGCAGGGGUUAUAGAGUGCAAUCCUGGCAAAGCAAAACUCUAGAAAAUAAUGAAAGUGGGAGAAAUCAUUAAAUGUUUUCUAAUGAAACAUCUGAAUUGGAAAGUAUUUUCAUUAACACAAACUUUUGUGCAGAUUUAAAUCAUGUUUUGGGAAGCAAAGAAGUUUAGUUCUUGCUUUGACAGAUAUUCCCAAUCAAACGAAAAUGGUCUGCAUUCUCAGAAGUACAGAGUUAGAUUUUGGGCUCAUCAGUUGGCUGAACAGCUUUUAUGCUAUAGUUUUGACCAAAUAAUAAAAAAGAAUCCUUGAUGACUUUAGUUCCAAAAAAAGUCUUUUGAAGUGCAAAACUAACUGAACAGCUCUGGCGGGUGCAGAUCACUCGGAACAGCUUGAAAACUCUCCAAGCAGUACCCGCACAUUUAAAGAGACUUUUUUUUUCCUGUCCUGUUUUUAAUCAAAGCCUAAAUGUCCUUUAAUGUAAUGCCUAAUGUUUGCUGGAUCUUCCUCUUUUGUGCUCAGCCAUAGCUUUGUUAUGGAUCCAUUGUCCAGCAACAAAUCCUUCAGAGUCAAGAGACUUGCUUGUGCAAAUAGAAAUUAUUAUAAUAACAAAAGAACCAUUCACUUUAUAAAGUCAGUCCCUGAAGACGUUUAGAAGAAAUAAUUACGCAGCAGCAUCAACGUUUGGUAAAUCUUGAAAAUAUUUGCACUUAAGAUGAAAUAUUUUAACAUCAGUUUAUUAAUCUGAGUUACAUGUUUUAGUUUGGUGUUAAAAUUGAAUGAUAAUGCUGUAAAAUUCUUAAAACAAAGUUUACUUAAUUGUUUUACUUAAAUUCUUUGCUCAAGAAUAAAUGUUUUUGUUCUUGAGCAUCAUUUCCAGUUAUAAUCACUCAUUAAUGUGAAAUUAGUUUUAUGGCUUUACCACUAUUGCUGUAUCAAUUGCCAAAUAAAUUAUGUAAAUAUUUGUAAAAGACAUGGGGACUUAGUUGCAUUAAAACUCAGAUCUUCAGUUUGUAUC
Molecule: messenger RNA, 2281 nt
Organism: Oryzias latipes (Japanese medaka)
Lineage: Eukaryota; Metazoa; Chordata; Actinopteri; Beloniformes; Adrianichthyidae
Gene: amacr
Product: alpha-methylacyl-CoA racemase
Biological process (GO): bile acid metabolic process
Cellular component (GO): mitochondrion
Molecular function (GO): alpha-methylacyl-CoA racemase activity
Source: RefSeq, a predicted model, not a curated record